This is a messenger RNA of Patiria miniata (bat star), 2181 nucleotides long. RefSeq lists its product as uncharacterized. The record is from RefSeq and is a predicted model, not a curated record. The transcript has 2 exons. NCBI's taxonomy places the organism in Eukaryota, Metazoa, Echinodermata, Asteroidea, Valvatida, Asterinidae. The coding region runs from base 1 to 2181 and encodes 726 amino acids.
AUGAGUCCUUACGCCUCCACCGGCACCUACAGCAGCCCUGCGCCUCAGUGCUCGGACCGACGCCUCAGUAGAUGUCAGUAUACCCCAAGAACUGAGGUCACGACGGCACCAGCAGAACCAGCGGCAUCAGUGCAAAGUGGUUUCACCGACACAGAGGUUGACACGAGCUGUUAUGUCACAGGGGUCGGUGCGAUGAGAGUUGCGUUGCCCAUUGUUCCGGUCAAGGUCAAGGCCAAGGGUAGUGGUGUAUGCAUCGACACUUAUGCACUCUUGGACAGUGGGUCCACGAGCACUUUCUGCACAGAAGAGUUGGUAAAGCGACUGAAAAUCUGCGGUCAACAGCAGCAAUUGUCUCUCACAACAUUGGCAGGGGCAAACGUGCAAACAGCGACAACUGUCAUCAGUCUGACAGUUAGCGGUAUCGACUGUGAACAACCAGUUGAACUUCCGUUGGUGUAUACAAGACGUGAGCUCCCUAUCCAUGAUGCUAACUUAGCCAAGCAAGAGGACAUUGAAAGAUGGCCUCACCUGCAAGGUAUCAAGCUGCCACAAGUUGACAAAGGUCGAGUACAGCUGUUGAUUGGGCAAGAUGUUCCAGAAGCGCUGACACCAUUAGAAGUCAAGAAGGGUGAGAGGAAUGCCCCAUAUGCGACAAGAACACAGCUCGGAUGGUCGCUGAAUGGAGCACUGGGAAUGGCGAACAAGCACACAGCCACAUCCAACUUCAUUGCAGCCCACGACAGUUUAGAGAGACAACUAAAGAUGUUCUGGAAGUUGGACACGACUGAUUCCAUUCACGAUGACACCAAGGGGAUGUCGGUGAAGGACAAGCAGGCUAUUGCGAUAUGGGAAGAAACUGUUCGUCUCACAGAUGGGCACUACGAGUUGGCGAUCUCAUUUAAGAAUUAUCCUCCGCGCUUGGUUGAUAAUCGCACUGUUGCGGAACGACGUCUUUUAUCGUUGGGCAAGCGGUUGCAAAGAGACACACUGCUGCACACUAAGUACACAGAAGGCAUGAAGGAUCUCAUCAACAACGGUUAUGCAGAAAGUGUUCCAGAAGAGGAAGUUCAUUCCUCGAACAGCACCGUGUGGUAUCUCCCACAUCACCCGGUGUACCAUCCAAAGAAGCCUGAUAAGGUUUGCAUAGUAUUCGACUGUGCGUCUAAGCAUUGCGGAACAUCACUCAACGACGAGGUGCUUAGUGGACCAGAUUUGACCAACAUGCUGUUGGGGGUACUCGUGAGGUUUCGGCAAGAGACAGUGGCACUUAUGGCUGAUGUCCAAGCCAUGUUCCAUCAGGUCAAAGUCACUCAGAAAGAGCGAGAUGUCUUGAGAUAUCUGUGGUGGUCUGAUGGCGACAGCUCUCGACAACCGAGUGUGUAUAGGAUGACUGUACACCCCUUCGGUGGUACAUGGAGUCCAAGCUGUUGCAUCUUCGCUCUGCAACGUACCGCUGAGGAUAAUCGAGCAGACUUCCAACCCAACACAGUCGACACAGUCAUGCGUAAUUUUUACGUGGACGACUGUUUGAAAUUUGUCGCCAGUGAAGAGAAAGGAAUUCAGCUGGCACAGGAACUCCGUAGCCUUCUAGCUAGAGGAGGUUUUAGGUUGACAAAGUGGGUAAGCAGCAGCCCACAAGUUCUUGCGAAGGAUGUUAAGGAGCUCGAUCUGAACUACGAGGCAUUACCGACCGAGAGAGCUAUCGGAAUGAAGUGGGAUGUUGAACUGGACUGUUUUGGCUAUAAAAUCAGUCCCAGCGACAAGACAUUGAUAAGAAGAGGAAUACUUAGUGUCUGCAGUUUUAUCUAUGAUCCACAUGGGUUUGUGAGUCCGUUCACUCUGAGGGCCAAGGUUAUCAUACAGGAUCUAUGCCGCAGAAAGCUAGGCUGGGUUGAGUCACUUCCAUCAGAGCACCGCAUCAGUUGGCAACAGUGGAAACAAGAACUACCCGAGAUAGAACAGUUCAGGGUGAAUAGGAGUAUCAGGCCUUAUGGUUUUGGAAAGGUAGUCAAAUACCAACUGCACCAUUUCUCGGAUGCAUCAGAAGUAGCUUACGGAGCGACAACCUACUUGCGACAAGCAGUCUUGCCUUCUCUUGGCCAAGUCACAUCUAGGCCCCCUGAAAAAGAUGACGAUACCAAGGUUGGAAUUGAUGGGUGCGACACUCUCCGUCAAACUUGA